This is a messenger RNA of Scheffersomyces amazonensis, 869 nucleotides long. Its product is annotated as putative dephospho-CoA kinase. Gene Ontology annotation, biological process: coenzyme A biosynthetic process. The record is from RefSeq and is a predicted model, not a curated record. Bases 119 to 850 code for a protein of 243 amino acids. Gene Ontology annotation, molecular function: dephospho-CoA kinase activity; ATP binding. The transcript has a single exon. Lineage: Eukaryota; Fungi; Ascomycota; Pichiomycetes; Serinales; Debaryomycetaceae.
UUUUUCACUUCUUCAUCUACUCCACAAUUAGUGCCCCCUUUAUUAGUACGGAAUAGUACUUAGUAGUAGGGAAUAGUAGGGAAUAGUAGGGAAUAGUACAGAAUAGUAUACAAUAGUAAUGCUUAUUGUGGGUCUAACUGGAGGUAUUGCCUCAGGUAAAUCAACAGUUGUAAGUAGACUUAAAGAGAAACAUGGCUUAACUAUAGUCGAUGCCGAUUUAAUAGCUCGAGAAGUUGUUGAACCAGGUAAAGUAGCUUAUAAACAAAUAGUAGAUUCAUUUUUACCCAUAGUAAGUGAUCUUUUAAAUGAAGAUAAAUCAUUAAAUCGUGCAGCCUUAGGUAGAGCCGUAUUUGGAAAUUCAGAAAGAUUAAAAAUCCUUAAUUCAAUUGUUCAUCCUGCUGUUAAGAAAGAAAUUGCCUGGCAAAUCUUUCGAGCUUAUAUAAGAUUUAAAAAUUUAGUAAUUCUUGAUGUUCCACUAUUAUUUGAAACUAAACUUGAUAUUAUAUGUGGUUUAACUAUAACUAUAACAUGUCCUAAAGAUUCUCAAUUACAAAGAUUACUUAAUCGAAAUCCAGAUUUAACUGAAUUGGAAGCAAAGAAACGUAUUGAUAGUCAAUUAACUAAUGAUGAAAGAAAUUUUAGAGCUGAUGUGGUUAUUGAUAAUAGUAAAGAUUUAAAACAAUUAUAUAAAUCAGUUGAUGCCGUAGUAAAUGAAAUUAAUCCAAAUAUUAUAUUUACUAUAUUAGAUUAUUUCCCACCAUUUGCCAUAUUAUCUGCAUUAUUUACAUUUGCCAUUAGAAAUUUAAGAGACAAAUUUACAGGUAAGAAACCAUCAUCAAAAUUUGAUUAAACUAAACUAAAUUAAAUUA